AUGCUCAACUGGCAACCUCAGCCCGAGGGGCUUAACCAGCUCAUCCAGCUCUUGAAGGAUUCCAUGUCCUCCAACAACGCUGUUCAGAGCCAAGUUCGCGAGCAACUCGAGUCGUUCAGAAAUGUCCCCGAUUACAACAACUACCUUAUCUACAUCUUGACCCAGAUGCCUCAGGAGCUUCCUACGACUCGCCUGAUUGCUGGACUUUUACUCAAGACCAACAUUCAGCUGUACAGCAGUGAUAUCAGGGAUGAUGUCCUGGAGUACGUCAAGGCCCUGGCCCUUCGCCACGUUGGAGAUCCCGAUGCCGACGUUCGCAACACUCUCGGAACAGUUAUCACCACCAUCCUCUCCAGGAACUCCAUUAUGAGCUGGCCCGAGGUUUUGCCUCACCUGAUGAGCCUCUUGGAUUCUCAGGACCCCAACGUCGUCGAGGGUUCGUUCAAGGCCUUGGUCAAGAUUUGCGAAGAUUCCAGCGACGAGCUCGACUUAGAGAUUAACGGCGAAAGGCCCCUCAACUUCAUGAUCCCCAAGAUCAUCACCUACUUCCAGUCGCCCGUCGUCUCCAUUCGCGUCUGCGCUUUGACUUGCAUCAACCAGUUUAUCACCAGAAAGUCGCAGUCCUUCAUGGUCAACGUCGACGCGUUUGUCGAGGGUUUGGGCCAGCUUUCGAACGACAACCACCCCGAUGUUCGCAAGCAUGUGUGCCAGGCUAUGGUCAUGUUGCUCGAGGUUCGCCCCGACAAGCUUAUCCCCCAGAUCAACAACGUUGUCGAGUACAUGCUUUACUCAACCAAGGACGAAGACGACACUGUUGCAUUGGAGGCUUGCGAGUUCUGGUUGGCCUUUGCUGAGCAGGAUGCCUUGACCGACCACUUGCGCCCACACUUGAACCGCGUUAUCCCCGUCCUUCUCCAGGGCAUGGUCUACAGCGAACUCGACAUUAUCACUCUCGACAACGACGACGAGGAUGCCUCCGUUCCCGAUCGCAUUGAGGACAUGAAACCUCGCUUCCAUCACGCCAAGACUCACACCGCCCAGAACACUGCCUCAGGACCCACCGAUGGUGCUGGCAGCGACGAUGGCUUGGAUGACGAUGAUGAGGAUGACGAUGAGGACGAUGAUGAUGAGGACGAUAUCUACAUGGAGUGGAACCUCCGCAAAUGCUCUGCAUCAGCCUUGGAUGUGCUUUCGGCUGUCUAUGGAAACUCCAUGCUCGAUAUCCUCCUGCCCCUUCUCCAGAACGAGCUCUUCCACGCCGAGUGGCAGCACAGAGAGUGCGGUAUCUUGGCCUUGGGAGCUGUUGCUGAGGGCUGCAUGUCCGGAAUCGAGCCCCACCUUCCCACUUUGAUCCCCUACCUCAUCCAGACCCUCAAGGACCCCAAGUCUUUGGUCCGUGCUAUCACCUGCUGGACUUUGGGUCGUUACGCCCGCUGGUGCGUCUUCCCCACCAAGGCCGAGGAUCGCCCCCUCUACCUCGUUCCCCUGAUUGAGGGUCUUUUGAGCAUGGUCAGCGACAACAACAAGCGUGUUCAGGAGGCUGGAUGCAGUGCCUUCGCUACCUUGGAGGAGGAAGCUUGCGAUGCCUUGGUCCCAUACCUUUUCGGCAUUCUCCAGACUUUGGUCCACGCCUUUUCGACCUACCAGCAGAAGAACUUGCUCAUUUUGUACGACGCCAUCGGAACUCUUGCCGACAGCGUUGGAAACGCCCUCAACAAGAAAGAGUACAUUGACCUUUUGAUGCCCUGCUUGAUUGAGAAGUGGCAGCUUUUGCAGGACGACGACAGAGAUUUGUUCCCACUGUUCGAGUGCUUGUCCUCUGUCACCACAUCCUUGGGCCAGGGCUUCUUGCCUUUUGCUCCCCCAGUUUUCGAGCGUUGCGUCAAGAUUGUCCACUCCAACUUGAUGCAGUCCCAGAUGCACACCCAGAACCCCGAUAGCGUCCCCGCUCCCGACAAAGACUUUAUGAUUGUCGCCUUGGAUCUUCUCAGCGGUUUGACCCAGGGUUUGAACACCAGCGUCGAGAGCUUGGUUGCCUCUAGCCAGCCUAGCGUUCUUCAGAUCUUGAGCAUCUGUCUCGCUGAUUCUUCGGCCGAAGUGCGCCAGUCGUCCUAUGCUCUCUUGGGAGAUCUCGCCAUCAGCUGCUUCUUGCACAUCAAGCCAUACUUGAACGCUUUCAUGAACGAGUUGAUCAACCAGAUCCAGCCCAACACCGAGUACGUCUCUGUCUGCAACAAUGCCGCCUGGGCUGCCGGAGAGAUUGCUCUUCAGUACCGCGAGGGUAUGGCCGUCUGGGUCCAGCCUCUGCUUGAGCGCUUGAUCCCCUUGCUCACCAGCGAGACCACUCCCCGCACCCUUUUGGACAACUCUGCCAUCACCAUUGGCCGUCUCGGAUUGGUCUGCCCUCAGUUGGUCGGACCUCACCUGGAGGUGUUUGCUGAGGCCUGGUGUCACACUUGCCGUACUAUUCGCGACAACGAAGAGAAGGACACUGCUUUCCGUGGUCUCUGCGAGAUGAUUCAGGUCAACCCCCAGGGUUUGAUCAAGAGCCUUGCUCCUUUCUGUGAUGCUGUUGCUCAAUGGAGCGAGGUUCCCCAGGAGCUCGACCAGCAGUUCGGCAAGAUCUUGUUGGGAUACAAGAACAUGAUGGGAGCCGCAUGGGAUGCCUUUGCCGCUUCAUUGGCGCCCGAUACCAGGAACCGCCUCGCUCAGCGCUACCAAUUGUAA
This is a messenger RNA of Linnemannia hyalina, 2727 nucleotides long. NCBI's taxonomy places the organism in Eukaryota, Fungi, Mortierellomycota, Mortierellomycetes, Mortierellales, Mortierellaceae. The record is from the annotation of a GenBank genome assembly.